UAUAUGUUUCUCUCUCUGUGAAAGCAAAUUAUAAUUAAGUGCAGAUCGAUCCAGGGUUGGAAUCAAUGGCUUGCCAGAGUGCAGUUGGUGUGCCUUAUAAUAAUAAUAAUAAUAAUAUUAAUAUUAAUGAAGAGAGCGCCUUGCAAAAGCAUGUUGCCUUCUUCGAUCGCAAUCAUGAUGGAGUUAUUUAUCCAUGGGAAACAUUCCAAGGAUUCAGAGCGAUUGGGUCCGGCAUUCUUUUAUCCUUUUUCGCUUCUAUUUUCAUCCAUCUUUUCCUCAGCCAGAAAACCCGUCCUGGGAAGUUUCCAUCACUUUUAUUUCCGAUAGAGAUAAAUAAUAUCCACAGAGGGAAGCAUGGGAGUGACAGCGGUGCAUAUGACAGUGAAGGAAGGUUUGUGGAAGCCAAGUUUGAAGAGAUAUUUGAAAAGUAUGGGCAAACACAUGGAGAUGCCCUAACAUACCAAGAAUUGAAGGCAAUGGUCAAGGGGAUCAGGAUACCCAAGAAUUAUGGUGGAUGGGUUGGAGCGUUUGUAGAAUGGAAUAUAUUGUACAUAUUGUUCAAAGACGAAAAUGGUUUGUUGCAGAAACCCACUGUUAGGGCUGCUUUUGAUGGAACACUCUUCCACCAGAAGCAGAAACAGUUAGACAUGAUGGAGAUGAUCAACAAGGCCAACCAAUAAUAUAUUACUAAUUAAUUAUUAACAACACAUCGAUCGCUUUACUUACGUACUAAUUUCUUUCAUAAUUUCAUUUUAUAUAUAAUAUACAUGUCUUCUAUGCAUGAUGUACGUUCCUUUUAUAAAGA
This is a messenger RNA of Impatiens glandulifera, 805 nucleotides long. RefSeq names its product probable peroxygenase 4. Bases 66 to 680 code for a protein of 204 amino acids. The transcript is spliced from 5 exons. The record is from RefSeq and is a predicted model, not a curated record. NCBI's taxonomy places the organism in Eukaryota, Viridiplantae, Streptophyta, Magnoliopsida, Ericales, Balsaminaceae. Gene Ontology annotation, molecular function: monooxygenase activity; calcium ion binding.